This is a messenger RNA of Volvox carteri f. nagariensis, 489 nucleotides long. RefSeq lists its product as uncharacterized. The transcript has a single exon. Lineage: Eukaryota; Viridiplantae; Chlorophyta; Chlorophyceae; Chlamydomonadales; Volvocaceae. The record is from RefSeq and is a predicted model, not a curated record. The annotation marks the transcript as partial.
AUGCGAUCUGCAAGCAUAUGCAAUCUGCAGGCAUAUGCCAGCUGCGAUCUGCAAGCAUAUGCCAGAUGCGAUCUGCAAGCAUAUGCCAGAUGCGAUCUGCAAGCAUAUACCACAUUCGAUGUGCACGCAUAUGCGAUCUGCAAGCAUAUACGAUCUGCAAGCAUAUGCGAUCUGCAAGCAUAUGCGAUCUGCAAGCAUGUGCCAGAUGCGAUCUGCAAGCAUAUGCCACAUUCGAUGUGCAAGCAUAUGCGAUCUGCAAGCAUGUGCGAUCUGCAAGCAUAUGCAAUCUGCAAGCAUGUGCCAGAUGCGAUCUGCAAGCAUAUGCCACAUUCGAUGUGCAAGCAUAUGCGAUCUGCAAGCAUGUGCGAUCUGCAAGCAUAUGCAAUCUGCAAGCAUAUGCCAGAUGCGAUCUGCAAGCAUAUGCCACAUUCGAUGUGCAAACAUAUGCGAUAUGCAAUCCUAUGCGAUCUGCAAACAUAUGCAAUCUGC